Molecule: messenger RNA, 1431 nt
Organism: Dermacentor andersoni
Lineage: Eukaryota; Metazoa; Arthropoda; Arachnida; Ixodida; Ixodidae
Product: pleckstrin homology domain-containing family A member 8-like
Biological process (GO): intermembrane lipid transfer; ceramide transport
Cellular component (GO): cytosol; membrane; cytoplasm
Molecular function (GO): ceramide 1-phosphate transfer activity; ceramide 1-phosphate binding
Source: RefSeq, a predicted model, not a curated record
GUCGACUGUGGCAUUUUGCGGUGGAACAGCGGCAUACAGCGUCGCCGUACGUCACCGCGAAGUGAUCAUGACGUCGGAGCAGAAAGCGGACGAGGGCUCUCCUGCAUCCUCACUCGUACAAUCCUCACCCAAUGACGACGUCACCGCCGCCCGCGAAGUCCAUACUUUCUUCUCUACCAUGGAGUGUAGCUUCGUCCAAAUCAAAGAACCGAACGAGUCCAACAUCGAAACUGCCGAGUUCCUGGCAUGCUGCCGGUCCGUGCUUCCGGUGUUCAACGUCCUCGGGGGAAGAGUCUUUCAUCCCAUCAAGGCCGACAUCCAGGGCAACAUCGACAAGCUCAGCGAGAAAUACAGCACGGACAAGGACAGCUUUGCCCGGUUGAUGGCGAUGCUGCAAAAGGAAGUUGACGAAGGCAGGAACGCAGCCAGUGGCCGAGCCAUCGAAGCCCUCCUCUGGCUAAAGAGAGCUCUCGAGUUCAUCCUGAGCUUCCUGUCCGAGAUCCACAGUGGCAACGACAACCUGUCCGACUGCGCCACCAAGGCUUACAACGGGACAUUGAGGCGGUACCACAAUGUGCUCGUGCAGAAAGUGUUUGCCUUUGCCAUCCUAGUGAUGCCUUCGAUGAAGACCUUCAAGCGCGACCUGGCGCCUAGCCCGAAGGACGCAUCCCACCCUGACUACACAAAACAGCUGUACACCGACUGUGGGGAAUAUGUAUCAGCCCUCCGUUCAGUUCUGGAAACAAUCAACCAAUAUUACAGGCACCAGAAUCUGGAACCCAGUCCAUGAUAGCCGUCUCCAGAUGGCAUGCCUUACUGCUUAAAUAGACGUAAUCUACAUCGAAGAAUAUAAUGCCCAGUGCUUUAAGGCUGUGAUCCCACUACAUAAGUUCAAGCGCACUUGCUACCUUUUUUUUUUUGCCUGUUAUGUUUUUAUACACUAUAGGUGCAGUACCUGACUUCAGCAAUGAAAUUUGAUAUAUCUUACAAAUGCAUCUCAAGAAAGGAGCUUUUUGUAACUUUGAUGCAAGUGCAGGUUGCAUACUGCUCUGUCUAGAUGUAUCUGUGCCUUUGUCCUUUUUAGCACUUUACAUACAUAACUUUGGCUGUAGUACGUGAAGUACGUAACAAAUGAAUGCUGUUUAAUGUGCGCAAGACAAAAGACGUUUUAUGCUCAUGCAGGCGUGCGUUUUUUAAUGUCGGCUACCCCACUUCUGAUGUCUUGUUACGCAAAGUGAGGUCUGACCCACGUUGUCCCUCAUUACUGUGCAAUCAUGCAUGAUAUUAUAGAGGCUGGAAUAGAACUUCUAGCCUCUCUAACAAUAUUUUACAUAUCACUGUUGUGUGCAGUGGUGUCUAAAUUUUUACGUGGAAUUAAGAGUUAUUGUUGUCUUAUGUAUUUUUUGACAAAUAAAGCUAUUUACCAUUUUG